AUGGUUCCUUUUCGACGCUUAUCGCAGAGGGGUCGUCGCAGCUUCGAAGACCGCGACUCCUACGAAUGGCAAGACGAACGAGAUCAACGCAUCAUGACGGCAACCUUCCCCAUACACCCGCUCGCCUCUAUGCAGGCGCCCUUCGAGGAGUCCAUGCUCGAUGCAACCGGCGAGACUGGCCAUGUCCCUUUCGUCAAUCCCAAGAAGAGCGUCAAGACACGCCAACAGAUGCUGUGCAGAGAAGAGAGCGCGUCAGAGCCUUCAUGGAAUUUUACAUACAACUGUCAUUGGAGAAAUAACCCGAAAGGCAAAUUUCAUCCCCUGACGAAGACCGUCGCGCAGAUCGUCUUCGGCGUCCAUCUGCUGCAUCAGCAUCUGGAAAAGUCGGUCGCGGAUGUAGCAGACAUCCUGCUGAAGCAUGUCAAUGAGCUUGACAGCUUCUUGCAGAGGGCAAACGAAGAUCUGGAAAGCAGCAUGAAAGACAUGCUCUUCCGGCAUAAAUGCUUAAAAGUGCCCAUGGAACACGUAAACGAAUUCGAUCGCCUCCUUGAAGACCGUUCAUACCGCGCCCAACUUCUCGACGGCAACAUCGUAAUCGAGCGCACCAUCGGGCGCAUGUCGCAAUUGCUCAACGACUAUUUGAUCGAUAUAAACGUAUUUCGCGAAGCCAACCAAGAACUUGACUUGUAUCUAGGCGACGUAGGCGACGCGUGGACAUACCGUAAUGAGGACAUUGGGCGCAUAUACUCAGCCAUGUGUGGCAAUACUGGAGGCUGGUCGCAGUUUUUGCAAAGCCUUGUGGCAAAGGCUGAAAGACUAGGUGUUGUGCUCGUACAAGUGAGCAGCUACUGCAAUGAGAUUGAGAAGCGGUGUGGUGCUGCAAGUCGCCGAAGUUUGAUUGCAACGCGUUCAUCCUCACGAAACUCGUCCAACUCGCGCGAAGCACGUCCGUACCGAAAUUUUGCCAACAACAAACCUCUUCCUACACCUCCGCCCGAGCGCCCGCCAUUCAUGAAUCCUUCGUCCUCUGGUAGGGAGACCCCUGCCAGUUUUGGCACUCCUCAGAGACAUUCGACCAUAAGAGCAAGACCUCAACAACAGCCAGAGACCACGAACGUGUCCGACUCCACAGAGACGCCAAAACGAAGCGAAGACUCUUCUUCUGCGUCAGCCAUCUCUAAUGCUGACAUGGAUGUGCGACGUCAGACAAAUCAGACUGGGUACUACCCUGAUGCCUGGCACAAUGGAGAGCAGCGUGGAGGAGCGACACUACAAGCAGAGUCUAGUCGCACAAAGGAGAGCUCACCAGCAACGAAACGUCUAUCAGCGAAACCACAGAACGGAGAUUACAGCCCACCUUUGACCGGAAAAGACUCGGCGUACUCUUCUGUGUCAGGCGCAUCGGCCAUGUUACCAGGCUUCGCAUCACCCCGCUCAGUAUCUUCCACGUCCUCUCGACAGACUGCCCAAUUCGGUCUCUUCCCUAGCAGAAAUCUAAAUCCGAAUGGCGGCGGCCGCAUGUCUCGAGCCUCCAACGUGUCCGCCCUGAGCCGAACAUCAGGUAAACCCGCAUCGCGGGCACCCAGUUCCGAGGUUCAACCUGCUCUCGAUCGCGGUGUCUCGUCUAUGCUCCGGACCGGGACCGAGAUGGGCAACGUCGGCAUCGGCGCCCAGUUUGACGACUUGUCUGGCAUCAACAAUAUGCAGCGUCCCAUGCGUUCGCGCGCGACCAGCAGGAUGUCGACAGCUUCUUCCAUGUCCAACACCUCUAGCCGAGCCAGCAAGCAGCUCCGUCACUUCCCUUCGUCUUCUUCCGCACCGCGCCAGCCAAUGUCACAUUAUGGGCAGCAUUAUGUUACUGAUACGCUCUCUCCAACAACGAUGAACGCCUCCGGAUCAUCGCCUUUUAAUGGAAGGGCCAAGAGCGACAGGGACUCGCAUCGCUCGCAUUCGAUGACGCAUACUAUACAGCCACCCAGGUUCGGCCUCGUAAGCAACAGGUCUCUUACCAGUCUGCGCCUUCAGCCGGCAUCUCGAUCUUCGAACUCAUACAACUACCCGAUAUCAUACGGGAGUGGGCUCAGACCGCCUGGUCCAUACCAGAGAUCAGUCUCACCCACCUUGGGCGACGACGCUCGACUACCACCCCAAGGAUUACAAGCGUACGACGACCAACGAAUUUCUUAUGCUGUCCAACCACAGAGCCAUGACAAUCCAGUACGUGCAUACUACAACCAUCCGCAGCAGCAUGCUGGGCAGAGACAAGAAUAUCGUGGCUACAGCAGCCGGCACAAUCCAGGGCAGAUGAGGGCCGCGAACCCGUCUUCCCGAUCUGCCAUGAGUCUUGAAGAUCGUGCCGCCGUCGAGGAUGAAGGAUUCCCUGUUUACGGUGAAUCCCAUCAUCGCGAUCAGCCCAGGCAGAUGCAGAACCUGAACAGCGGACAUCUGAUCCCUCGUAAGGCGCUGGGCAACGUCAUCCGCGAGGCUCGCUUAGAAGAUCGAAGGGAUCAUAGGCCUAGGGGUGGUGAGCCUCGUUCAGAGGCUCCGCCCUUGCCCGUUGAUCACAAACACCGUAUUGCUGUCGAACAAGCUCGCCUCAAGAGGUCUGCGCCUGCUUCCAUGUCCAGUUUUAACACAAACUUACGUACAGACUCAGACCCACCAUCGUCUGACAUGGCCCUACCGCCAACUCCGAAAGAUGGCAUCUCUGUAGAGGUGCACCGAAGCCUCGAUAGAACCAAGGUCUUCAAAGCCGCAGAUACGAACCGCCUGGUCGUUACAGAAGAACAUUCUGCGGUGCCACAUUAUGAGAUGGAUGAACAGCUCGAACGUAAUGAGGCUGGAGAAUCAGGAGCUGAAGCCAUCCCUAUUAGCUUCACAGACCGGACCAAAAUCGUCGUCGAACAAUCUAGUCCUGGUCGUGUCUCCCCAGUCAUCAAACAUCGGCCAUAUCGUAAACGGCGUUGCGGAACUCCCGGCGUCCCCAGUAGCUCGCCGUAUCACGAGGCAUUUGAUCCUAAGAGGACUGGAGGCUUCAACGACGGACGAUAUCCAGUCCUCCAUAAAGUCAACGAGCUUUUUGGGGACAUCCCCAUCGCCCACGGGGAAGCCCUUGUCGCCGUCAAGAAAGUCAUUGAUUCCAAGGUCUCUGUCCCCGAAGUCCCUGACUCCAAAUUCUCCGACGAUGUCAAAGACGAGAACACUGUCAGUCCUGGCCACGGUAGCCAGGAUGGCAUGUCGGAUGUCCUUGCAGGCUACCAAGGAAACGAUUCCAAGAAUGGGACUGGCGCUCUUGUGCGAGUCGGGACGAUCAAGAAAGACAUGAGCGAUACGGAAGAGCAUGCAGAUGUUUCGAUAGAUCACGACUUGAAACCACUGCCACUUGCUCUUCGCUCCAGGAACAGCCACGUCCAAAAGUCGUCCGAUGAACUGUCCUUCAAGUCGUGCACAGAUCAACCAGAGGCAUCUUUAGAGUCGACAUCGUUCCAGAUGGGAAAGGACCCUGGCAAAGGCUAUUCUGCGUCUGCGAUCGAUGUUGUGUCCCAGCAAGAUAGAUCUUGCAAGGAAGCAGAUGCCUGUCCUGUCGAGAUUUCUGCAAGUCCUAUCCGGGCUUCCUCCGUACCACCAUCUCGACUACCGUCGUCCAACUUAGGGACUCUGGUCAUGAGCCAAAACAGGGCGACUACUGAGGUGCCUCGGUCAAAGCCUCCCUCUGCUAUGCUUCGCAAGCAGCCGCCAGUGCCUCGUCGAGAAUCAAGCUUCUCCAUCGUGGCAAACAGACUGCGGACCAAUUCAAAGCAGAACAUGAAGCAAGGCUCAGUAUCGGUGUCUGGUUCGUCAUCCACGCUUAGCACCACGCACAUGACGCCGGUAGUCCCACCACGUGAAUCUUCUACUUCAAAGGAAGCUCAACGUGUACAUGCUGCAGUCUCUUUCUUAAUGCGCCCACUACCAUCGCGCUUUGCUAGGUCUCGAAAGUAUUCCGAGCAAGGCCAUUUGCCGAGGUCAGAUGAGACAAGUUCAUCUGCUCAUGAUAUGAACCAAGGCAUGAGCGAUGCCACGAGCUGUGAUGAAGUCGCGAGUUCAUCCCUGCCUGUUGUGGAGGUGCACGAUACACCAAAAGCUACGUCAUCGAAGCCAAAAGGGGUACCUGCCGUGAAAACGCGAGCCAUUACCUUUGAUACACCACAAGCUUGCAACCCGGACAAGGUACUUGAUAACAGCCCGCUUCCUGUUGCGCAACACGGAGACCUCAAUAGCCCGACCCCUGCCACCUUGGAGCCCUCGUCUGUGUAUUCGAUGCAAGAUAACUCUUCGAACUUACAUGCAGACUCAACGGACGGAGUUGCGGCUGUUCCGGUACCUAAUUAUCGCGACAGCCAGACUACUACACACUUAGAAUGGCACCGCUAUGCGCCCUCUGCGACAGGUGGUGGAGCUCAGCAAUCGCUUCCGUCAAGCAAUAUUGCGACUCAUUCCAACUCUUCUGCCUUGACCCCCUUAGCCAACAUUCAGGAAGACACUACGACGAACCUCAGGCUGUCCGGAUAUAGGUAUCCUGGUCCAUCUCGUUAUUUGCCUGAUCUGAAAGAGGAGUCACACGAGGACUCGAGCCUCAACACGAGUGCUAGCAACCUAAAGGGUUCAAGUUUUCGCUUUCCGUUUGGGGCACCGUCGGGUGUUCGGGCUUCGGGAGAGGAUCCGAUCAAUUUCUCGAGAAGGUCUUCUAUGGUGUCGCAUCGUCAGAGUGUUAUCGGUAGCAAUGUUGGCAGCGCGCUUGGUCAGGCCCACGGCUUGCCUUCGAUGCGGUUCAGCCGAAUGAACCUGUUUGAUGGUCUGAUCGACGAGCUCGGCCUCCGCUAUUCGAGGUCGAUGGAGGAGGUGCCUAACGCGUCGCAGAGAAUGAGCAGAGGUAGUCCACUGCGGCCUGCAUCAGCAGAUGAUGUCAAUGGAAUGCGCCUUUCUCUCGCAGAAUUGAAUGAGGCCGAGCGCUCAAGAUUGUCAAUGCAGCCCACCGCCAUGAUGAGCUUGUUCGCCAUGCAUCGUGCGCGUUCGCCGGAGCUCAUGGCGGAGAUUGAGCGGCUAACUAUACCUUCUGUUGGGGGGCUCACGCAGCGCUUUUCGGAGUUCUUUCCGUCGUUGAGGGAGUACUAUCAGUGUGGCGAGCCAUCUGAGUUUCCGAUUGAGGAAGGAAUCGAGAAGCACGCAUUGGAGGAGAUUCACGAGAUUCAUCCGACGCAAAAGCGCUCUUCAGCUCGACUUCGGCCUAUGCGUGGCGUAUCCCACAUGGUCGUUAUUGAGGACGAUCUCUACGACGAGAUUACGAGUAAGGAGAAGGGGAGUGGCAGUCCAGGUCGUCCCAACGACGGGGGUGUUGCAAACAGCGCUAGUGAGGCAGACUCAAUCGCAGACGAGUCGGCCUACGAGGACGACGUGACUGCCACCCCAACACACAACAAGACAGCUCCGCUUCCAAAGCUUCAAGUUCCAUCACCUGCUAUUCUACGUCCACGUUCCCAUACUGUCGGUCCUCAAGAGCAUCGUAUCUCAGGGGAUUCUGCUCUGUCGUCAAGAAGGUCUCUGAGAUCGAUCGUUUCGACGCCCACAGCAACCGAGACGCGUCCUUGGAAUUCGGACAAGAACUAUCCCUGGGUAACGUCAACAAACCCCGCGAUCGAGAUAUCACUGCCUCGUCCAACCGUCGCAAAGCACUCCCCUCGCCCUGGUCCCUCCCAUCUCCGCAACAGAGUCUCUGACGCGAGUACUGCGAGCUCUUUCUCGACUGCUCAGACAGCUACGGCAUCGCCCUUCGGUUCACCAUCUGACAGCACUGCACACGCACGCCAUCAUCGCUUCAGCGCCUUUGGCCGUAACGGUGAUCAGCCGCACGCAGUUGGAGAACGCUAUCCUACGUCAGCUUUAUCUCCCCCUACGGCCAUCUUCCGCGAUCACCUUUCUGCCUCUGACACUUCUGACGACGAGCAUUACGACACUACGCACAAAACCAGGCUCUCGCUGCGGAAGCGGUUUUCGUCAACUCGCAAGACUAAGCUUGAUAACCAAACAGCUAUCCGAGCUAGCAGAAGCAAGACCAACGCACAAGACCUUGCCUCGCCCGAGUCUACCAAGCCGUCUACGAAUUCAAUCUUGCAGGACUGUGUUGGUGAAGCUCAAGCGUUCACGUCAUCCACUACUGCAAACCGUCAUACCUUCCGUAACGCGGAGGGCAUGAGAGCAGUUGACUACCGCAAACAUCGUAUCAUCGACCGCAUCAAAACUUGGUGGCACAAAGCCAUGAAUAUGUAUACCCAAUUCACGGUCUUCAUCACUCCCGGUGGUCUGAUCUGGGUGAUCCCCCACUACCAGCAGCUCCCCUUGUAUCCUCCUGGCACACCUCCCUCGUCUCCGCCUCCGCCGCCCAACACGCCGGAACCCGCUGCGGACGUGGAGGAUCUGAUCUUGUAUGCACCGGCAGUUGGUCCUGAUGAACCUUACCGCUACUACUGGCACCAUGUUUAA
Alternaria burnsii is the source of this 6519-nucleotide messenger RNA. RefSeq lists its product as uncharacterized. NCBI's taxonomy places the organism in Eukaryota, Fungi, Ascomycota, Dothideomycetes, Pleosporales, Pleosporaceae. The record is from RefSeq and is a predicted model, not a curated record. Bases 1 to 6519 code for a protein of 2172 amino acids. The transcript has 7 exons.